Bombyx mandarina (wild silkworm) is the source of this 1346-nucleotide messenger RNA. RefSeq lists its product as uncharacterized. The record is from RefSeq and is a predicted model, not a curated record. Lineage: Eukaryota; Metazoa; Arthropoda; Insecta; Lepidoptera; Bombycidae.
GGGCCACCAGUAAUCCUUCAAUCAUAAAAAAAGGCUUCAAAAGGUUACCUAUAACACGUGCUUAUUCGGUCAAGGACACUAGUCAGAACAGUACAACAAAUAAUUGUAUCAAGCCGAAUCUAUAGUAGAGUUUUGUCAAUAGAAUCUAUUGUUUUUAUUCAAAUGAUGGCCCUUAAAUGAGUAAACAUUUAAUCUAGGUUAAAAUUUAAUGUAUAAAUACGUUACUUUGUCGAAUUAAAUUCAUAACAAGUUCUGAUUUUGACCGAACAACCAUGAAGAUUUUGUUGGUUUCCUGCUUCGUCGUGAUGCUGAUGGUGGAAGCAUCCAGUUCGGCGACAGGCGAUUCCAAUAUGAACAAUAAAAACCUUCCGAAACGUACUAAGCGAUAUGCAUCAAGUUACGAUACGGGCCGAUCUGCGUACACUGAAGAAAAGGACACCACCAGCAAGACUGAAGAAGGCAACGAAAUGAACGAGAAAAAGGAAAUGGAAGAAAUGGAGGAAAUGGAAGAAAUGGAGGAAAUGGAAGAAGGAUCCCAGACUAAAGAAACCCCAACUAAAAUAUUAUCUGCCUCGAGUGGGGCGAUCGCUACCGAGAAUCUGGCCGCAUCUCAAAGCGCGGCCGACGUUGUUGAGACGGAAACAAAAUAAGUAUGACACAAAAACAAAUGCCGUUACACGCUACACGUUACAAAUGAUCUGUCACAUCUCUUGUCAUAAGAAGUAGUUUUGUUUGCGCAAUCGACACACCUUACUUGGGGAAAACAGUACGCAAUUAACAUCAUAUGGUCCUUCGAUCUAUUUUGAUAAUUAUUUAAAUACCUAAUUAAUCUCAAUUAAAAGACUUCUUUGCUAAUACCUUAAAUCUCACACUUAUAAUCAGUCUUUGAAUAACACGUCUACUGGUGUUCCAUCCUUCGAGGAAAUGCAAAACGGUGCGUCCCCCCACGUUCCUACCUGACGGACGAUCGCUUGACACACCACAGGCUUGACUGUAGCUCUUGUGUAGCCAGGAUCAGCAGCGGCUACCACACAUAAAGACCGACCGAUCAGGUUAAAUCCGAGGGAAAUCACUAGAAGGAAGAAUUUAUAUUAACACCUCACUCCUCGCUAAUCUGCGAACAGUCAAAGCAAUAACGGCCGUAGAUUGAGAAGAUUGAGUCGGAUAGCAGUCAAGGAAACCCCAAUUGCCGUGCAAGGACAAUGAAGGAUGUCGCGACGGAGAUUUGUGUUGAUAACGUAUAGCAAGCACUACCGGCAUCACAAUCUAUGUCCUCUAAAGGUUAUUGUGUACAAAUGCUUCGAUUUUUGAACACUAAUUCUAAGAAAUAAACAAGGCAAAGCAUC